Messenger RNA from Dreissena polymorpha, 2253 nucleotides. RefSeq names its product mitochondrial dicarboxylate carrier-like. Gene Ontology annotation, molecular function: succinate transmembrane transporter activity; malate transmembrane transporter activity; oxaloacetate transmembrane transporter activity. The transcript is spliced from 8 exons. NCBI's taxonomy places the organism in Eukaryota, Metazoa, Mollusca, Bivalvia, Myida, Dreissenidae. The coding region runs from base 126 to 1007 and encodes 293 amino acids. Gene Ontology annotation, biological process: malate transmembrane transport; oxaloacetate transport; phosphate ion transmembrane transport. The record is from RefSeq and is a predicted model, not a curated record.
GGGCACAAGACUAAUCGACCUUCACAUUGUUCAAUGACCCUGUGUUUACAGCAUUAGGUGCCGACCUUAUUCACGUCUUCAAUGCUUGAUCACGUAUUCUUAGUCAGUUAGCCACUUUAGAAAUAAUGACAGCAACAGUGGACAAGACCAAACGAAUUGAAAGAUGGUAUUUUGGUGGCGUUGCCAGCGCUAUGGCAGCCUGUUGCACCCAUCCGCUAGAUCUCCUCAAGGUGCACAUACAAACACAGCAAGGGAAGUUGAGCCUAUUUUCAAUGGCUAAAAAAUUGUUCAAAACUGAUGGUGUUCUAGGGUUCUACAAUGGCUUAUCAGCCUCGGUCAUGAGACAGUUGACCUAUUCAAUGACGCGGUUUGCAGUAUAUGAUUUUGGUCGUAAGUCACUGACACGAGAUAGAAGAGCAAUGCCAUUCUAUGAGAAAGUUGGCCUAGCUGGUUUGGCUGGGGCCAUGGGAGGAUUUGUGGGAACACCUGCUGAUAUGAUCAAUGUCAGAAUGCAAAAUGAUGUGAAGUUACCCCCAGAACAGAGAAGAGCAUACAAACAUGCCAUAGACGGGCUUGUUCGAGUAAUCAGAGAAGAAGGACCUCUAAAACUCUUCAACGGAGCUACUAUGGCUACCACCCGAGCAGUGUGUGUCACUGUGGGGCAGCUCGCGUGCUAUGAUCAGAUUAAAGGAAUGCUGCUUGGCACUCCACUGUUUAAGAAAGACAAUGAGAUGUUACAUUUUGCAUCAAGUUUUACUGCAGGAGGUAUUGCUACACUUUUAACAAUGCCCCUUGAUGUGAUGAAGACGAGAAUGAUGAAUGCCCCUCCUGGUACAUAUUCGAGUAUCUUUGCCUGUUUCAAAGAUAUUGCUGUCAAUGGGCCUCAAGGCUUCUUCAAGGGCUUCAUGCCAGCGUUUGUACGACUGGGGCCUCAUACAGUGCUAACAUUCAUGUUCCUAGAACAGAUCAGGAUGAACUUUGGAGACGACCCCCCACAGAAACACUAGUGUCAUUCUUUUAGUGACCAUUUUAGUUGUUUACAUGCACAAACUUUUUGUAUUGGUACAUGUACAUACAUUGUAUCAUCAGAAUGAUUGAUAGGCACUGAUUGAGCGUGAAACUGCAGGGUUUUACAUCAAAGUUAAAUACUGUGUUGGUGGUCCCAAGUGCUCGUAUGGUUAAUAUUUAGGGUUCCUUUCAGGGACAGGUUCCAAUCAUUUUACAACAAGCUCUACUUGCGUACAUGUCUUUCUUUGGGGACAAUUAAAAGAUGGAAUAAACAGAUUCAGAGCAUAAUAAGGUGAUGUUUUGUGAAUAAUUCUCAUCAAUGCAAUAAUAAUUAUCACAAGCAAUCUUUUUAAGUACAGCCGUCUCAAACGUGUUUCACCAAUUGGACACAAGUUAGACAAAUAGACGGUUUGUGACCCAUAAUUUAGUGGUAUUUGAUGCAGAAAGUUGCAUAUGGUAAUAUUAUAUUCCUACGGAUAUUCUGACAGAAAUGUUGGUGUAUAUUUGGUAUCAAAUACUUGGGACCAAAACAUAAAACCGUAGCUCAAAGUGUGAAUUCCAUUUUUGUAUUAACCGGUUGGAAAAAAUGUAGGUACGAAUACCAACAUUAAUGUACACAACAUAAUGAUGUCCUCAUGGCAUAAAUCAUGUGUUGCAUUGGGGACUGUUUCUGAUGUUUGUCAUGAUAAAAAAGAAUAUAAUAAAUAUUUUAUGUUUGAGGUAUUCCAAUGGUUUGUAUUGCACUUGUUUAUAGUGUGAAAUUGAAUUUCAUUUUCCCUGCAGGCUCUUGAAAUAUGUCACACAAUCAACUGGUGUGAUACAACCCUUUCAAACAAGACGGUCAUGUAAUAUUCCAUAUGUAUAUAAAAGAGAUACACGUGUUUUAUGCUUGACCCUUGAUGUAUACCUGUAAAUGGUUGUUUUAAUCAUACUAUGUUAAUGGUAAUUGUAGAAGAAAAUUUGACGGCAAUAGACAGUAUAAUAUGUAGAAGACUUUUAGUCAUUUCACCUGAAAAUAGAUUUUCAGUUUUUCUAGUCAUGUGACUCCCAUUAUAGCGAUAGCACAAAUCAGUUGUUUUACUUGCACAUUUAAAUACCAGUAUCCUGUGUCAAACGUUAAGGAUUGAUUAAUUUCUUGAAAUCUAAGGUUAGAUUUGCCUUCAUGUUGUUGUUUAAAUCUUACAUCACUCAAUAUAUUUAAGAGAUUUAUGUCUAAAUCAAGAUUUAUUCCACUAAAUAAUUUUG